CUACGAUGCAGCUCACAUGCAUUCGAUAUAUCUACAGCAAACACUAUGUACAUCCAUGUCGAUCUAUCGUCCGACUGUUAGCCUGAUUGGUAGAUCAACCCGAAUCUGAUUGCCGAUCCUUUAGGACCAGUUCCCUCAUCCGCCCGUCCAGUCUUCCUGCCUGUUGUCCCCUGUGAGACCGCGGCCGACCAUGCCAGCCACGCCGCCCUCGCACUCGCACUCUCCAUCCUGGCUCCCAAUGGAGUAUUACAAGACUGUUCCCAUCCCUUUGCACGGCGCCCGCCCGCCAUCACUUUCAUGUCGCCCUCAGCUGUUCCACCCUGUCCGGCCAAAAUCGAUGAUCAGAUCGCUUUUUUUGCCCUAACCACCCGCCACAAUGGCGCCCAGUGAGAGGGGAUGGAAGAUGAUCAUUAUCGUCACGGUGCUAGUCGGUCUUGCCACAAUCGCUACCAUCCUUCGCGUUUUCGCUAGGCUCAAGCGCCGGGUCAAGAUUGAGAUAGAUGACUACCUCUGUUUUACGGCGCUGUUUCUACUAUAUGGGAUGCUUGUGCAGUUGAUUUUCUGGUGCGCCAUCGGCGGUAACGGGACUCAUUUUUCAGAGCUCUCUCCUGAAACUCUCAUUAUAUUCGGCAAGAUCUUCAUCGCGAACCAAUUCACCUACUUCGCCCUCUGCCCCGUCCUCAAAAUCUCCAUCAUCUGCUUCUACCGCCGCAUUUUCUCGGGCGCGACCUUUCACCGCAUCUCCGCCCUCAUAAACUGGCUCAUCGGCCUUUGGGCCGCCGCCAUCUUCCUCACAUGUGCACUUCAGUGCCGACCUCUACGGGGCUAUUGGGACAAGUCUGUCCCCGCCGUGUGUAUCGACGGAACCACCUACUUCAUCGUUAACCAGACCUUCAACGUCAUCAUGGACUUUGUCAUCCUCGGCCUGCCCCUGCCCAUCAUCUGGCGCCUCAAGCGCUCGUGGCAGGAUAAGCUCGCGCUCAGCUGCGUCUUCGCCCUCGGCGGCUUUGUCUGCUUCGCAAGCGUCUACCGCAUCGUCGUCCUCUUCUAUAUCGAACCUGCCGACACUACAUAUACCGUCUACCAAGCCACCCUCUGGACACACAUCGAGCCUUCCGUCGGCAUGAUCUGCGCCUGUCUCCCGACAAUCCGCGGCCUCUUCACCUUCUCGUCGUGGCGCGCAGGGACGCUCGGCUCACAGGGCUCAAAAGGUGUCGGGUACGGGACGGGCUCGAAGUCGCAGGGCACACGCCGGAAGUCUGGGAGUCAGUUGGGGAACUCGGUGUAUAUUAAGAUGAAUGAGAGGGUGGAGAGGGAGGAGAAGGAUCUUGGGAUGGAUGAGGAGGAAUCUAGGGAUGGGAGAAUCAGGGUCAGGACGGAUAUUAAAAUUGUGAGAGGGGUGGUAUAGAGGUGUGUUAUAUAUAUAAAAAGGUGUUUAUCUUAAUAAGUAGCAGCGGUAUAUAGACUUUGGAGCUAUUGCAACUAGGUGUUAGUACAAUACAAUCUGUAUAGAAGGAUACGCUUAGAACCGAAAUACACAUAUAAGCUUCAUUCUUAA
Pseudogymnoascus verrucosus is the source of this 1558-nucleotide messenger RNA. RefSeq lists its product as uncharacterized. Lineage: Eukaryota; Fungi; Ascomycota; Leotiomycetes; Thelebolales; Thelebolaceae. Bases 377 to 1408 code for a protein of 343 amino acids. The transcript has 5 exons. The record is from RefSeq and is a predicted model, not a curated record.